GUAGGCAAGGAUCCCCGUCAGGGUGGAUACCUAGCGCUUCGAAAUUCCAAUUUGCCUCCGAGGUGUGUAAAGCGGCGGUUUAAAUUGCCAAACGAAGGGAGCAGUCUUGCUGUUGCUUCAGCAAACCCUCUCAAGUGUCUCCCUUUUGACUUGUGCCGGCACAGCGGCCAAGUAGACUGGUCGUGGCGAAACUAGCCUUUGGCUGAGGUCAUCUGAGGGAGCGUGAGAGGGGCACGCCAUGUUUGUCUUCUGCUUGGGAUGGGGGCUGGGCUGCCUCCGGCUCUGUCUGCUCCCAGUGCGGGCCCGCGAGGUGCCCGGGCGCUGGGCGUGUGGGGCCUGUCAGGCCCGCCUGUACGGCUCAGGUGGGUCCCAGCCCGAGGUCUCUCGCUCUGGUCCCGCGCGCCAGACUCUGAAGGAAUGGGCGCUGCUGGUGAGCCCUUUCGGCCGGCUGCGGACGCGGCUCCCGUGCCAGCUGGCCGUGAGGCCCCUGGACCCCCUCAGCUACCCGGACGGCGACCGCGUGCUGGUGGCGGUGAGCGGAGUGGAGGGCGGGACCCUGGCCGGCCUGCAGGUGAAGUACGACGAGGCGCAGAAGGAGGUGGCCAUCGUGUCUGACGUCAUCGACCCCCAGGCGUCGGUGGAAGUGAACGCGCCCCUGAAAUUUGAUUUGAAUAUCAAGUCAUCAGGGUCUGGCUGUGUAAAAGUCCAAAAUAUUGAGUGUGAUGAUUGCAAAAUUGAAAUUGAGCAAGGGACCAGCAUAUUACAGUCUGUUAAGAGCCAAAAAUUACAUGUUCAAACAAAAGGAGGCAAAGUGAUCUGCCUGGGAACAGUUUAUGGAAAUAUAGAUAUUCAUGCAUCAGAUAAAAGUACUGUGACCGUAGAUAAACUGCAGGGAAGUUCUGUUAAUAUAUCUACUGAAGAUGGUUUGCUGAAAGCCAAGUAUCUUUACACAGAAUCGUCAUUUCUAUCUUCUGCUGCUGGGGAUGUUGCAUUAGGAAGUGUUCAUGGUAAUAUAACAUUACAAAGCAAGAUGGGUAACAUUACAGUAGAUUCUUCUUCUGGUUGUCUAAAUGCCGCAACUCAUCAAGGUGCUAUAGAUGUAUAUGUCAGCCAGCUGGGAAAAGUGGAAUUGAAAUCCCAUAAAGGAUCUAUUCUUGUCAAGGUUGCAUCUUCUCUUCAAGCUUAUUUACAGUUGUCAGGGAAAGAGAUUGAUGUAAGCUCAGAAGUCCAUGUUGAAGAAAUGAAUGAAGCUCAUAAAGAUGAUGGUGUAGUAAUUACUGGGCUCCUGAAUCAAGCAAGCAAACAUGAAAAAUGGAUUAAGGCUGAUGCCCCAGAAGGCACUGUACGUUUUAGAAGCCAAAGCUGGUUUCAGUCCCUGAAACUGCAGGACUGAGAAUGGUUUGAGUUAUAUUUCUAAAUUUUUAACAAUGACCUAUGACUACAAAAAUUCAAAUACCAUUGUUCAUAUAAAUGUUGAAAACAACAAAUUGGAAUGUCUAAGGGCAGCCUUUUCAAAAUUUGUACUCAGCUAUUAGUUUCCUUCUGUAACAAAUUACCACAAAUUUAUUGACUUAAAAUAAUACCUGUUUGCCUGAGGUAUUAUGGCAAAUCUCUGGACCUGAGAUCUCCUGGACCCUGACUCCACCCAGCAGUAACCCAGCACUAGCCCCAAGGCCUCACAGGGUUCUGCAGUCAACCACCUCAUGACCUGGUUCAACCAACCAAUGGUCAGCAGCCCCUGCACAGGGCAGGACCAGGCAACCAAAUAGACCAGGGGCCAUCCAAGCCUACCUACAUAGUCAGCCUGCCAAAACAGAAAGAACCAUACAGCCCUCCUAGGAGGAACCCCUAGAGCAUAUAACUGUUGAUGAGAGGAGAGUGCAGUGCUGGAACACAAAAGGUCACUUCUUCAAGACUGGGAAACAUAACCAACCUACUGGAUACAUGAAAAUAAAAACAGGUAGUUGGGCAAAAUGAGGUGACAGGGGAACAUGUUCCAAACAAAGGAUUAAGAUAAAACUCCAGAAGAAGAACUAAGUAAAGUGGAGAUAGUCUAACAGUCUAACCAAGAAAGAGUUCAGUGGUGUGAUCCUAAAGAUGAUCAAAGAACUUGGGAAAAGAAUGGAUGCACAGAGUGAGAAAUUAGAAGUUUUUAACAGAGUUAGAAAAUAUAAAGAACAGAGAUGAAGAAUACAGUAACUGAAAUGAAAUUUCAUUAGAAGGAAUCAACAGUAGACUAAAUGAUACAGAGGAAUGGAUCAGUGAGCUAGAAGACAGCUAGUGGAAAUCAGUGAUGCUGAAGAGAAAAAGGAAUGAAAAGAAAUGAGGACGGUUUAAGAGACUUUGGGAAUGUCAAAGCUCACUAAUAUUUGCAUUAUAGGAGUCCCAGAAGGAGGAGAGAGAGAGGGGCUGAGAACAUGAUUGAAGACAUGAUAGCUGAAAACUUCCCUAACCUGGGAAGGAAAACACAUCCAAGACUAGGAAGUGCAGUGAGCCCCAUACUGGAUUAACUUAAAGAGGAAGACACCAAGACAUAUUGUAAUUAAAAUGGUAAAAAUUAAAGAUAAAGAGGAAUAUUAAAAGCAGCAAGGGAAAAGUAGCAUGUUACAUACAAGAGGAACUCCCAUAAGGCUAUCACCUGACUUUUUAGCAGAAACUCCACAGGCCAAAAGGAAGUGGCUUGAUAUAUUUAAAGUGAUGAAAGGGAAAAACCAAAGACCAAGAAUAUUCUAGCCUGCAAGGCUCUCAUUCAUAUUCAAUGGAGAGAUCAGAAGGUUUAUAGAAAAGCAAAAGCUAAAAGAGUUCAGCAUUAGCAAACCAGCUUUAGAGAAAUGUUAAAGGAACGUCUCUAAGCAAAAAAGGACACAAGAAGUAUGAAAAAUCAUGAAAGGAAAAUACUCAUCAAUAAAGGUAAACAUAAUAAAGGUAGGAAAUCAUCCACACACAAAGCUAAUAGGAAGGUUGAAAGACGGAGUAAAAUCGUCUAUAUCUACAAUAAGCAGUUAAGGGAUACACAGGACAAUUAUAUGUAAAAUAUGAUACCAUAAACAGUAAUCGUGAGGGUAGGAGAGUACAAAUUGUGGGUUAAGAUGCAUUUGAAAUGAAGAGCUCAGCAACUUAAAAAUGAUCAUGUAUAUAUAGACAGGGAUUGCUAUAUAUAAAUCACAUGGUAACCACAAACCAAAAAUCUAUAAAAGGUAUACACAAAAAAAGAAAAAGGAAUCCAAACAUAACACUAAAGAUAGUCACCAAAUCACAAAAGAAGAGAACAAAGGAACAAAAAAAGAUACAUAAAACAACCCCCAAACAAUUAACAAAAUGGCAGUAAGAACAUACAUAUCAAUAAUUACUUAAAAUAUAAGUAGAUUAAAUGCUCCAAUCAAAAGAGUGACUGGAUGGGUACAAAAACAAGACAUAGAUAUGCUGCCUACAGAAGACUCACUUCAGAUCUAAAGACACACACAGACUGAAAGUGAGGAGAUAGAAAAAGGUAUUCCAUGCAAAUGGAAAUCAAAAGAAAGCCAGGGUAGCAAUAUUUAUAUCAGAUGAAAUAGACUUUAAAACAAAGACUGUAACAAAAGGCAAAGAAGGACAUUACAUAAUGGUCAAGGGAUCAAUCCAAGGAGAAGAUAUAACAAUUGUGUAUUUACCCAGCAUAAGCAAAGCUAAAUAUACAAAGUGAAUGUUAACAGACAUACAGGCAGCAGGGGACAGUAACACAACAGUAGUAGAAAAUUUAUUACCACAUUUACAUCAAUGGACAGAUCAUCCAGGCAGAAAAAUCAAUAAGGAAACACAGUCCUUAAGUGACAUAUUAAACCAGAUGGAACUUAUAUAAACAUUCCAUCAGAAAGCAGCAGUAUACACAUUCUUUUCAAGUGCACAUGGAACAUUCUCCAGGAUAGAGCACAUGCUAGGCCACAAAACAAGCAUUGAUAAAUUUAAGAAAAUUGAAAUCAUGUCAAGCUUCUUAUCCAACCACAACAGUAUGAGACUAGAAAUCAACUACAAGAAAAAGAAAAUGCAAAAAACAUAAACGUGGAGGGUAAACAUUAUGCUACUAAAUAAUAGAUCACUGAUGAAAUCAAAGAAGAGGUUUAAAAAGAAAACAAAACAAAACACUGGAGACAAAACAACACCACAAUCCAGAAUCUAUGGGAUGCAGCAAAAGCAGUUCUAGGAGAGCAGUUAAUAGCAAUACAAGCCUGCCUCAGAAAACAAGAAAAAUCUCAACCUAACACUACACCUAAAGGAAAUAGAAAAAGAACAAACAAAAUUCGAAAUUAGUCAAAAGAAAGAAAUUAUUAAAGGUCAGAACAGAAAUAAAUGAAAUAGACUACAUACAAACAAACCAGCAGAAAAGAUCAGUGAAGCUAAGAGCUGGUUCUUUGAAAAGAUAAAGUUCAUAAACUUUUAGCCAGAUGUAUCAAGAAAAAAAGGAUACAAAUCAAUAAAAUCAGAAAUGAAAAAUUAGUUACCGCUGAUGCCACAGAAAUAUAAAGGAUCGUAAGAGACUACUACAAACACUAUAUGUCAGUAAAAUGGGGCAAAUCCUAGAAAUAUAUAAUCUUCCAAGACUGAACUGGAAAGAAAUAGAAAAUAUUAACAGACCAAUUAUAAGUAAUAAAAUUGAAUUAGUAAUUUAAAACCUCCCAACAAAAGUCCCUGACCAGUUGGCUUCACAGAUGAAUUCUAUCAAAUAUUUAGAGAAGAAUUAACAUUUAUCCUUCUUAACUAUUCCAAAAAAUAAUAAAGGAACACUUCCAAACUUGUUCUGUGUGGCCAGCAUCACCCUGAUAACCAAAACUAGACAAAGACAGCACACAAAUUACAGGCCAUUAUCACUGAUGAACAUUGAUAUAAAAAUCCUCAACAAAACAUCAGCGAACUGAAUCCAACAAUACAUCAAAAGAAUCACAUACCGUGAUCAAGUGGGAUUUAUCCCAGGGAUGCAAGAAUUUUUCAGUAUCCACAAAUCAGUCAAUGUGAUGUCACAUUAACAAAUUGAAGAAUAAAAACCAUAAGAUCAUUUCAAUAGAUGGAGAAAAAGCUUUUGACAAAAUUCAACAUCCAUUUAUGAUUAAAAAGUCUCCAGAAAGUGGGCCUAGAGGGAACAUACCUCAACAUAAUAAAGGCCAUAUAUAACAAACCAAUACUAUCAUACUUAGUGGUGAAAAGCUGAAAGCGUUUCCUCUAAGAUCAGUAACAAGAAUGCUCAGUCUUGCCACUUUUAUUCAGCACAGUUUUGGAAGUCCUAGCUACAGCAGUCAGACAAGAAAAAUAAAUGGAAUCCAAAUUGGAAAGGAAGAAGGAAAACUGUCACUGUUUUCAGAUGACAUACUAUAAGUGAAAAUUCCUGAAAAUGCCACCAAAAAACCACUAGAGUUCAUCAGUAAUUUGUAAAGUUGCAGGACACAAAAUUAAUAUACAGAAAUCUGUUGCAUUUCUAUAUGCUAACAACUAUAAGAAAGAGAAAUUAAGGAAACAGUUCUAUUUGCCAUUGCAUCAAAAAUUAUAAAAUACCUAGGAGUAAACCUGUCUAAGGAGGUAAAAGAUCUGUACUAUGAGACACUGAUGAAAGAAACUGAAGGCAGUCUAAACAGGUAGAAAGAUAUGCCAUGUUCAAGGAUUGGAAGAAUUAAUGUUAUAAAAUGGUCAUACUGCCCAAGGCAAUCUACAGAUUCAGUGCAAUCUAUAUCAGAAUACCAAGGGCAUUUUUUUCCACACAACUAAAAUAGUUCUAAAAUUUGUAUGGAAACACAGAAGAUCCUAAAUAACUAAAACAAUCUUCAGAAAGAAGAACAGAGCUGGAGGAAUCGUGCUCCCUGACUUCAGACUGUACUGUAAAGCAACAGUUAUCAAAACAGUAUGGAAAAAUUGACACAAAAGACAUGUAGAUCAGUGGAACAGAAUAGAGAACCAAGAAAUAAACCCAUGCGUUUACAGUCAAUUAACCUGUGACAAAGGAGAUGACUCUAUUACAAUGAAAAAAAGAUAGUCUUUUCAAUAAAUGGUGCUGGGAAAACUAGACAGCUACAUGUAAAAGAAUGAAAUCAGAAUAUUUUCUAACACCAUUUGCAAAAAUAAAAUGGAUUAAAGACCUAAAUGCAAUACCAGAAAACAAAACUUCUAGAAGAAAGCAUAGGGGGAACACUCUUUGACAUAAACCAUAGCAAUAUUUUGGGGGAUCUGUCUCCUAAAGCAAAGGAACUAAAAGCAAAAAUAAACAAAUUUAAAAGCUUUAGCAAAGCAAAGGAAAUCAUCAACAAAAUAAAACAACAACCUACUGAAUGGGAGAAAAUAUUUGCAAAUGAUAUGACCCAUGGAGGUUUAUAUCUAAGAUAUAAAAACAGCCCUUAAACUCAAAAUCAAAAAGGGGAGGGAGAGGGGGAGGGGAGACCUGAUUUGCAAAUGGGCAGAAGACCCAAAUAGAUACUUUUCCAAACAAGUCAUACAGAUGAGCAUAAGCACUUGAAAAGAUUGUCAACAUCAUUAAUAAUCUGAGAAUUUCAAAUUAAAACCUCAAUGCAAUAUCAUCUCAUAUUUGUCAAAAUCGCUAUUAUCAUAAAAGACCACAAAUAAAAAAUGUUGGCAAGAUGUGGAAAAAAGGGGAACCCUCUUACACUUGGUGUGAAUGUAAAUUGGUGCAGCCACUAUGGAAAACAGUAUGGAGGUUUUUCAAAAAUACAAAAAGUAGGACUAACAUAUGACCCAGCAGUUCCACUCCUGGGUAUUUAUCUGGAAAAAAAAAAAAAAAACUAAUUUGAAAAGAUACAUGCACCCCAAUAUUCAUAGCAGCAUUAUUUAUAAUUGCUAAAAUAUGGAAGCAACCUAAUUGCCCAUUAACAGAUGAGUGGGUAAAGAAGAUGUGGUACAUAUAUUCAAUGGAAUACUACUCAGGCAUAAAAAAGAACAAAAUAAUGCCAUUUGCAGUAACAUGGAGGGAUUUUAUGAUAAAGCAUGCUAAGUGAAAUAAGUCAGAGAAAGACAAGUACUGUUUGAUAUCACUUGUAUGUGGAAUCUGAAAAAUAAAAACUAGUAAAUAUAACAAAAAACAAGCAGACUCACAGAUAUAGAGAACACACUAGUGGUUAACAGUGGGGAGAGGGAAGUGGGGAUGGGCAGGAUAUGGGUAGGGGAUUAAGAGGUACAAACUGCUAUAUAUAAAAUAAGCUGUAAGGCUAUAUAGUACAACAUGGGAUAUAGCCAAUAUUUUAUAACUGUAAAUGGAAUAUAACCUUUAAAAAUUGUCAAUCAGUGUUGUACACCUGAAACUUAUAUUGUGUGUCAACUAUACCUCAUUAAAAACUUUUUUAAAAAUAAAAGUAGUUGUAAAGCUGGAAAAAAAGAAUACCUGUUUAUCAGCUCACAGUUCUGUAGGUCAAGAGCUCAGCAUGGUUAGAGUCUCUGCUCAGGGUAUCCACAAGGCUGGACUUAAGGUGUUAUCCAGGCUGAGUUCUCACCUGAAUGAUCUGAGGAAUAGUCUACUUCCAGGCUUAUUUGUAUUGUUGGCAAAAUCCAGUUCCUUGUGACUGUGUGACUGAGACCUCUGUCUCCAUGCUGGCUGUCAGUCGGCAAUCAGUAUGCUUCUAGAGGGCACCCGCAUCCCUUCUCACAUGGCCUUCUCUGUCUUCAAGCCAGCAGUAAUGCAAUCAGUCGUUCUCAUGCUUUGAAUAUCUGAGCUCUUUUUCUGCAACCACCUUGGGAUAACUGCUUUUAAAGAGCUCAGAGGAUUAGGUCAGGCCUACUUAGGAUAAUCUUUGUUUUGCCAUAUAAUGUAACAUAAUCAUGGAGUGAUAUCUUAUAUUCAUAGUUUCCACUUACACUCAAGAAGAAGAAACUAUACAACAAUAUAGGUAAUAAUGGGCAGUUAUUUUAAAAUUCUUUGUAUUAGAGCUCUUGUGUAACAUAUUUUCUAGUUAGUAUUGUACUUAUUAUGACAAUAUCAAUUUAAGCUGUGAAUAAAACAUCACAAACAUGAUGCAAUUGCUACUGGUUAUUUUCUUUUCUGUAAUUUAAGACAUAAUGCAUGGGGAGGUACUUUAUAGCCUGACAUGAAGAUAGAUCUUCAGUUUUACAAUGGCAUAUUACAUGAAGUUAUUUUAUGAGUUCUUUUUCUUUCAAACCUUACAUGUUUACUCCUGAAACAUUUAAAUUAUACAACACUGAAUAGACCUAUCUAUUGGACUGUACUUCUCAUCCUUAGGAUAAAUCAGUUCUUAA
Messenger RNA from Hippopotamus amphibius kiboko, 8223 nucleotides. RefSeq names its product family with sequence similarity 185 member A (gene FAM185A). The coding region runs from base 239 to 1393 and encodes 384 amino acids. The transcript has 8 exons. The record is from RefSeq and is a predicted model, not a curated record. Lineage: Eukaryota; Metazoa; Chordata; Mammalia; Artiodactyla; Hippopotamidae.